This is a messenger RNA of Procambarus clarkii (red swamp crayfish), 592 nucleotides long. NCBI's taxonomy places the organism in Eukaryota, Metazoa, Arthropoda, Malacostraca, Decapoda, Cambaridae. The record is from RefSeq and is a predicted model, not a curated record.
GCAGUUGGACAACAAUCAGCUGACAUGUAUCGAUGAUUCUGCCAUUAAGAACCUCAAUGACCUUCAAGUCUUGACCUUGAACAACAACAACCUGACGACGCUGCCCCGGGAGCUGUUUGAACGUAUGAACGCUCUCAGGAGCGUCCGUCUGGCGGACAACCCGUUCAUCUGUGACUGCCGCCUGUCGUGGCUGGGUCGCUGGCUGCGACGACACCCUACCCUCGCCCUCUUCACCAAGUGCCACGCUCCCCAGACGCUCAGGGGGAAGGAGGUCGCCGAGCUGCACGACUCCGACUUCAGGUGCCCAGGAGAGUCAUUCGGACGCCAGGAGAGUCAUUCUGACGCCAGGAGAGUCAUUCGGACGCCAGGAGAGUCAUUCGGACGCCAGGAGAGUCAUUCGGACGCCAGGAGAGUCAUUCGGACGCCAGGAGAGUCAUUCGGACGCCAGGAGAGUCAUUCGGACGCCAGGAGAGUCAUUCUGACGCCAGGAGAGUCAUUCGGACGCCAGGAGAGUCAUUCGGACGCCAGGAGAGUCAUUCGGACGCCACCAGAUCCAUUCCAAAAGCAUAAACCGAUUACCAAAACACCGUAA